AUGUGGCAGGAACUAACAGAACAAUUGAAAAAUAAUACUGCACAGCUAACAAAAUCAGAUCGGUCUAAUCUAUUGGACGACGCCUUCGCUCUGGCCGAAGCAAAAGUGAUUCCAAUAGUGAAUUCUAACCCGUCCGGUACUGCACUAGUAUGGGACAAUGUACGCGAGAACUGGCCAAAACUUGUGGAGCGAUUCACUUUGAAUAGUAGAGACUUGGGUAGUCUCAAACCGAAUAUAACAAUUUCUUUUAAUACAGAAAGCCUGUUAAAAGAGAUGCAAGUAUUCUUCGAGACAUUCCCAGAAGCAGGAGGCGCCGGAGAAUUGUCACGUGUUCGUGCCAUUGAAAAUGUACAAAAUAAUAUUAAAUGGGCCAACUCUUACCAAAGUGUUGUUUUGUCCUGGCUAGAACAGCAAAUGAAAAGAAAA
This is a messenger RNA of Brenthis ino (lesser marbled fritillary), 426 nucleotides long. Lineage: Eukaryota; Metazoa; Arthropoda; Insecta; Lepidoptera; Nymphalidae. The record is from the annotation of a GenBank genome assembly.